AUGGCUCACCGCGAUCUCAAAUCCGAGAACUUCUUGGUUGAGAUGAAACCGCUCUUCAAAGUCGUUAUCGCUGACUUCGGUAUAGCCAAGGUUGCAACUAACUCUACUUCGCUGCAGACUUUCUGCGGCUCGCUCAAGUAUGCAGCGUCCGAAGUGUUUUCCGGUUAUAGUUCCGGCUAUGGAAUCCAUGUGGAUAUCUGGUCGCUAGGUAUCAUCAUC
Molecule: messenger RNA, 219 nt
Organism: Cryphonectria parasitica EP155
Lineage: Eukaryota; Fungi; Ascomycota; Sordariomycetes; Diaporthales; Cryphonectriaceae
Exons: 1
Biological process (GO): intracellular signal transduction; protein phosphorylation
Cellular component (GO): cytoplasm
Molecular function (GO): ATP binding; protein serine/threonine kinase activity
Source: RefSeq, a predicted model, not a curated record